Paramecium tetraurelia is the source of this 3288-nucleotide messenger RNA. RefSeq lists its product as uncharacterized. The record is from RefSeq and is a predicted model, not a curated record. The transcript is spliced from 9 exons. NCBI's taxonomy places the organism in Eukaryota, Ciliophora, Oligohymenophorea, Peniculida, Parameciidae.
AUGCUUAGAGGAAACAAAGUUUAGAAUUCAUUUUGCUAAUCCAUCCCAUGCAUUAUUAGACCCACUUUGUAGAUGAAGAAACCAUUACUAUGGUUGAAUACUUAAUAUAAAGAAGAAGCAAGAUUGGACGACAUCAAAUUACCACAAUCAGUCAUCACUCAAAAAUUGAAGUUCUUAGUUAACAGAAAUGAUUUCAUUAAAGAGUUAAGCAAUUUCUCUUUGCAUUCCAUUCAAUCCUAAUAUUAUUAGAAAUCUUUGUAUGAUAUCUCUCAUUUUAUUGAUUAUUCAUAAUAAAGCAAUUAAAUACACAUGAAUGAAUAGGAAGCAUCAAUGUCUGGUUUGAAGUUAUUUUAAGUAUUCUCACCAGAACAAAUUCAACUGCUCAAAUUUCAUUUCAAUUAACCUUAAAGUAUCACCAGCAUUUCCUUUAUUGAUGGUGCAAUCAAUCUCAUUAAGAAUGUUCAUUCAUUUUAGGAUAGUUUGUUUGUAAACUUUGCAUCCAAUUUGUUUGAAUUGUUCUAUGAACCUUAGAACAACAAGAAGUCCAAAUAACAAGAUGAAAAAUUUAAAGAACUCUUCUAAGAAUUUGGAAUUGUAUUAUAUAAGUUUGAUUAUCUCUCAUAAUCUUAACCUCUGAACAUUGCCAAAAUUAUCGGACAAUUAUAUGAUUUGAUGAUCACAAACUCAAUUAAAUUGAAUGAUUUCACCCAUUAUCGUAAGACCGCCAACAACUUCAUUCAGAAGUAUUACGGAAUUCAAUCACACAAAAUGAUACAACCCAAUAUUGUUGACUACAAGAACAUUUUAUAUACAAUCUUUCUAAGUGAAAUCAGACCCGAAGCCUUGAUACAAGAUGCAGUCAAUAGAUUUGCCAAUUCUGGAAUCUAGAGUGGUUCCAUAUCUUCAAAUAUUGAUAUCAUGAGCAUGAUGUUAUUGCAUGGUGUUCCAUGUACUGAGAAUUUCCUUAAUAAACUAAAGAAUUCUAAAAGAUAGAGAUUGACAAUUGGAUAACUAUAUGUUUUAUUAAAAUGUUAUGAACUUGCUAAGGUACCUUUGUAUGAAUUCAGCUAAACUUUAUUUUUGGACGUUGUCAGUUUCAUUUCUCAUGAUAAAUAAUUGCAAGAUGGCAAUUCAGUAUUGAUGUUAGCAAGAAUUUGCAAUGAAUUGUUUUCAAGUUCCUUCAUUACAUCCAAGGUUGCUUAGGAAAGAAGAAAUGAUAAAAUUCUGAAUUUUCUUGAAAGGAAUGUUCAGAGACACAUUGAUCUACUCAACUUUAAUCAUUUACUUUUCAUUUCAAAUGUCUUCAAUAAACACUUGAAAUAACCCAAUUUCUUGAUUAGUUUGUUACAUGAGAAAUUGAGUGAAAUCAAAAUCAAUGAGUCCUCACUCAGUUUAUAUAAUGAUUUCCUAGAGAUUACUUAUGAAUUCUUCAAAGAAUAAUACACUCAUAUCAAAUAACAUGUAUUUGAUUUUGGACUUGCACCUUCACAAGAAUAUCAAGCAGUAACUAAGACUUUUGUUGAAAAUCUAAUCCAAUUUCAAUUCACAAGCAUACUAGCCACUAACAUUCUAAAGGUCGUAUCCUUAUCAUGUUUUUAAUUUGAAAAAUCAAUCAUUUUAAAACUCAUCUCUAAACCUAGUUUAUUUUCUAAUGAUGUCAAUCUAUUGACUAAAGUUAUGAAAUUAUACGAUAUCCCAAUCAAUCAGGAAAUCCUAAAUAUCAUCAUGAAUGGAAACAAAGAUGACUAGAUCAUGACCAUUGAAUCAAUCUAUUAUGUGUGUCAAAUGAAUAGUUUGACUUCCGAACAACAGGCCCAAUUAAAGCAAUUUGCUUAAGACAUUAUAUAUGCAUCAUUGGCAGAGAAUGAAUAAUACUUAGUUGAACAACGACAAAUUGAUGACUUCACACAUACAUACUCUUUGUAAAUCAAUCACUAGUCCUUUGAAUCAGUACAAUACUUCCCAGAAAUCAUCAACACAUUACAAAUAACUUUUGAAACUGAACAGAUUGCAAUCCUUAAUAAACUAUACGAGAGAACUUGUGUCCUCUGGAAUUCAGAUAUUCUAGUCAAGAAUUUGAUUUUAAUUGAUAAAAUGAAUAUUCUUAACUAUUAGAUAUAUAUCAAAUCAUCAGAAAAUCUCCUUAGUUGUUUCGAUUUAGUAAAGGAUGGCACAGAAGUCUUACCAUCAGGUUUACUUGCUGAUAAAAAAGUUUAGAUGUCUCUACUUAAAGCAUUCUUAUAGUAAAUCAGAAAUUCUACACAUCAAUUUUAGGAGAGUUUGAAAAUCUUAGGCUAUUUGGCAUAUAUGAAUAUUGAUUAGUUCAAUAAUGAAGAUGUGAUGUUAUUUUGCAAAGCCUUAGGUAAUACAAAGGAUGUAUACUUUUCCGAUUUACAAGUUUAUCUUGAAAAUUAUUUGACUCAAAACUAAUUACCAAAUGAAUCAAAUAUUAUUCAAUUCAGUUCAUUCUUUCCUUUUAUUCAUUUGAAAGUUCGUUAAUUAUUGAAAGAAAACUUUGAAAACAAUAAAAUAGAAAAAUUAUCUUUAGAGCUAUUAAUUGCUUCUUAAAAUCAAUAGGUUGGAAUUCAUUAAAUUGAUUAAUUAUUUGAACAAUUAGACAAUUAAGAAAAAUAGAAGUUUAUCAAGCCAAUUCUCUAGAAUUUAAUUUAAACUUGGGAUCUUAAAUGUUCUAUUGAUACAAUUAUAAGAUUUGCUUCAUAAUGUUAUGAAGAAUAAGACUCAGAAUUCAAAUUCAUUUACUAGGCCUUAGAAUUCCUUAAUCGAUCAAAAUCAUCCAUUUCAAUAAAGAUGGCUUAAGAUGAAACCUACUUUCAAUUGCAUUUUAAUUAAAAGAUAGUCGAUUCCGAAUUUGAAACCAAGGUCUAAGAAUUAUUUAAUGGCGUUGAUCUCAAAGGACUCAAUUUCAAAACCACUAAAGAGAAUGUUAAUUAUUUCCCUUCAAUUACAACUGAGAUGAAUUAUAAUUAAUUACCAAAAUACAAGGUUUCAAUGGUUAAAAAACAACCAAAAGCAAAGGAAGAGAUGUCUGAAGGAAGAGAUCAACUUUCAUACUUUUUGAAAACUCACAUAAAUAAUUUGUCUAUGUAACCUUAAUAUAAGUUUAUUGAUUCUUUUAUCUAUUUGAUGAUAUUGAAUGGAUUGGAAGGAAAACUAUACAAAAAGAAUUCAAAUGAUCAAGAGAGAUAAGAGAUAUUUGGAAUUCUUAGUGAAUAUGCAAACCAAUAUGGCAGAUUUAGAAAAUAAGUUUAGAUUUUUCAGUGGCAUUGA